AGGACUCCACCUCCGCUUGCAUACAAUGUCAUGCAAUGUGCACACAGAUUUACUGGGCUGUCUUACUUGUUUACUAAAUUGAACCACGAACAAAUUCUUAUGAUUUUAUUAUGAAUCAAGUUAAAAAAAAUAAGAGUUACCCACAAGACAGGGUAAUUUAGGAAGGUGAGCGAGCAAUUUUUAUUUCGAUCGGGAAAUGUCAAAUUUCAAGUUGUAACAGCAAGUCAGGCUGUUCCAGUGUAGAAGUUGACAACAGUGUAAAAUAUGGCAGAGCGUCUGACCUGCAAGCGAGACCAUUCAGAAGAAUUCAAGGUGCCAGAAGCAGACGAGACCGAGCCUGACCACUGUGGCACAUCCCAAGCUAGCAAGCGAAUCAGAGUAGUGGAGGAAUGCGAGGGGCUGCCUUUAGCUGAUUCGACCGGCAUCCUUGAUAAAGAUGUCAUCUGCACCAGGUGGUCAGUCGGUGAAGACAACCAGGACUCUCUAUUGCCCUCAACAUCUCAACCUGACCUUCAAGUAGAGGAAAAAAAUCUGUGUACAUGUAGCACCAGUGGGAAUCAAGAAUUAUCUGGAGCUAGGACUUUGAGCCUUGAAAGUAAUGCUACUUGUUCACCUACUCUCACCAGUGACUGUCAGACCGUGAAUCAAGGAGACAGCAACCAUGGUCCUUCCGAAGCAGUCACUAGUACAUCAGCUCUUGGGGACAAGAGUGUUAGCCCUUGGUCAGGAUUUGACGAGGGAGGAACUGAAAUGGUUAAAAAUAGAACUACGGAAAGUGAUGGAGGGAAGCCUUCUUUCACAGAUUACCUUAACAAGGACUGUGCGGCUACUCAGCAGAGUCCAGGAUCAGAUGGAUACAGCCAGUAUCUCCGUGAGACGUCUUGUUUGAGGGACAUUGCAGGAGACACUGAUGGGCAAGGACGUGCAGAUGGCUCAGCAAGUGAGGUCCAGACAGAUGCUGCAACCCCAAGGGAACCCCUGCAGGGCUUGCGGGAGGUUGACGUAGGCAUUGUGGAAUACAUCAGCAAGCACAAAGGCUUCCACGGCGUUAUCAAGCAGAGGUAUCAGGACUUCCUUGUGAAUGAAGUAGACCUGGAGGGGAAAAUAGUUCGUCUGACUGACGUAUCUUCCCCAGAUCCCAAGCCCAAAGUAACCAUCAAUGCAGAUGAAGUGCUGUCAGCCCAUGAUCAGCAGAGAUUACGGGAGUUAGUGGAAACAACAGACAAGAAAGCUUUCCACUGUAUCGAGGUUUACGACUAUGACAAGGCAAAGCGAAAGACGGUUCAUGAGCUUAUCCGGCAGGACUAUGGAACACUAGAAAGUGCCACUCUGGACGGUGAUGGCAAAAAGGUCAUCAAAGUCACCAAGGUCACUCGAGGAGGAAGAAAACAGCGAAGUAGCUGGGACAAAAAUCGUGCAGAUUUCUGUCGUUUUGUCAUGCACAAGGAGAAUAUGGAAGUGAACGAUGCACUGACCAUUAUUGGCAAAUACUUACAUGUCAAGCAUCAGUCCUUUGGCUUUUCCGGAACAAAGGACAAGCGAGCUAUUACAGUGCAGGAGGUCACUGCGUACAGGGUUGAGGCUGAGAGACUGAGCCGGCUCAAUGGCAUUUUACGGGGCAUCCAACUGGGCAAUUUCAGAUAUGUAAAGGAUGCGUUGACCCUUGGCGAUCACUCUGGCAAUCAUUUUGUCAUUGUUUUACGAGAUAUUAAUGGGUCUCAGGAGGAGAUCGGUGAAGCCCUCACAUCCAUGCGGGACGUGGGUUUCAUUAAUUACUUUGGUAUGCAACGAUUUGGCAACUCCCAAGUGGCAACCCAUUUGGUUGGAAGGGCUGUUCUCCAUAGCAACUGGCAAGAAGCGGUGGAUCUGAUAUUGAAACCAAGAGAAGGAAAUUCCCAGGACAACAGAUGGAGGGAGUUGUGGAUGGCUACCAGAGAUGCCCAGGCAGUGAUGGACAUAUUACCCAGGCACAAGACCAUCUCGGUGGAGAUGCAGCUGUUGAAGGCACUGAAGGAGUCCCAGAACAGCUACUGCCUGAGCUUGCAAUGUAUUCCCCGCAAUAUCAGACUGCUAUACGUCCACAGCUACCAGAGCUAUGUGUGGAAUCUGAUGACAACACGCCGCAUCCAAAAGUAUGGGUUGAAGGUCAUACCAGGGGACUUGGUGCUGAAUGAGAACAAGCCAGAUUCUGAUAGUGAGCAUUUGCAGCCAUUGGUAGUGGACACCAGCCAACUGGACGCUUACUCCAUCCAGGAUGUUGUGCUACCACUGCCUGGCUAUGCCAUCCAGUAUCCUCAGAAUGAAGUGGGUGACUGGUACCGGGAGCUCCUGCACAGCGAUGGCCUUGACAUUAAAAGCAUGAGACACCAAGUCAAGGACUUUUCAUUAUCUGGAGCAUACAGGAAGAUGGUGGUUAAGCCAGACAAUGUUUCCUGGUCAGUCGUCCCAUACAGCGAUGUGACUAUCCCCUUAGUUCAGUCAGACCUAGACAGGCUGGAAGGAAAGGAGCUGCCAGCAAUGAAAUCAGAUGGCCACCUCCGUGCCUUGAGGUUAGAGUUCACCUUGAGCAGCAGUUGCUAUGCAACCAUGGCCAUCAGGGAGGUGUUGAAGAUCGACACAUCGGCUGCUUACCAGGCUGGCCUGAAUCCAGCCCCACUGAUUGAAUCAAGCCCACCAUUAGUUUCUUUAGCAAAUCAUCUUGCCAUCGAUAUGAUGAUGGGACUUUUGGCUCACAAGCUUCCAUCCCAAGCCUCUGAAUGGUCACAAGCCACUUCAUUGGCAGUGGACUCCACAGGCAGGAGCCUUCCCCAUAAGGACAUACAGAAGGCACAACGUUCUGCUCAAGCUACUGCCCAGUCAUUUCUGGUCAACCUCAUUGCAAGCAUGCAUUGGUAAAAUUCUAGCCAGUCAUGGAGAUGAAAGCAGUGCCUCUGUCUACUUGUUUUGCCAGAUGUAUAUGUAUUUAGUGAUUCCUCAUGUUGUUUUUUUCCCCCGGCAUCAAACAAUCACUAUUUGGGGAACCCCAAGAGUGAUAAUUACUUAAGUACAGAGUUUGUUAAGUCUGUAGUUAAAACGUGUCAUCAACUUCCAAUGAAGGUCUCUGUUGCCUUAAUUCAUAUCACGCUCUUGGAACCCCUUAGCCCUCCUUGAAGCCAGAAUAAGCCCCAGUGCACUACCUCAAUGAUGGCAAAUAUUUGUACUUGGGAAAUUGUCCCAAGGCUGUCCAAUUUGUAGCCUGUGGGAACUAUUUUGAGCACAUGUAUGCUGCCCAUUGUCCUUGGUUAAGCCCACCUGUACUAUAUGUCGUGGUGCAAGGCAUUCUUAAGUAGAGGGAAAAGUAAAGUCUCGUAUCCUAUGUGCACCAAAACAUUUGACCACCGUAAGGAUGUCUUGGAGCCAAGACUAUUGCAUGGCUUUCAAAUUAGCAGUCUCUUCAACCAGUUGCAUAACCAGAGGGAAAUUUCUGAUAGGGCACACAUUUUUCAAGGGGGCACUUGUAAGAAAAUGACCUCAGGUUGCACAUAGAUUGUGUACAUUUUGAAAUUUUAAGGGGGGGAUAUUUAUGCCACCAGUGUACUGUCUCCAACUAAAUUCUAGCUUUGCCCCCUCCUUCCCUGGCAUGCCCCAGUUCCUUCCCCUAGCCGUCUUCAAAAUAGUUUCAUGAUGAUUUCUCUUCGCAUGCCCUGGAAGAAUGCCACUAUGCCAUUGUUUUACUUCUGUGAUAGACUUUUUUUUCAUUGUUUGAUUUUUUCAUUCCUUUUUCAUUCUUUGUAGUUGUAUGUUUUUUAUAGUUCAUGUGCCAGUCCACUGAGCUUAAAUCACGUUAUAUUUUGAAACUUAUAUUCCCAGCAUCAUCAACUUCCUUGGAAGUCAUUAGAUUUAUGAAUAUCAAGGAAUUUUCUUGGAAUAAACAUUAACGUGGAUACAUGCCUAA
Acanthaster planci (crown-of-thorns starfish) is the source of this 3934-nucleotide messenger RNA. Its product is annotated as pseudouridylate synthase 7 homolog. NCBI's taxonomy places the organism in Eukaryota, Metazoa, Echinodermata, Asteroidea, Valvatida, Acanthasteridae. Gene Ontology annotation, biological process: pseudouridine synthesis. Gene Ontology annotation, cellular component: nucleus. Gene Ontology annotation, molecular function: RNA binding; pseudouridine synthase activity. The record is from RefSeq and is a predicted model, not a curated record.